AUGGCUGAACUUGCCUUUGGCAUCAUAGGGAAUGUCAUAGAGAAGCUUGGGUUCGUUGCUUACCAAGAAUUCUGCUUGGCAUGGGGUUUCAAAAGCGAUCUCGAAAAGCUUCAGCACACCAUGUCAAUCAUUAAAGUGGUUCUCUUGGAUGCCGAAAAGAAGCAAGCAAGCGACCCCCUGUUGAGACUCUGGAUAGGGCAGCUCAACGAUGUCCUUUAUGAUGCAGAAGAUGUGCUUGAGGAGAUUGAAUACCAAGCUUUAAGGAAGCAAGUGGUGGCCACAUAUGGCAGCACUUCUACAAAGGUACGUCAUUUCUUUUCAUCCUCUAUAACGCGUGCAUUCCCUUUCAAACUAGCUCAUAAAAUAAAGGGAAUUAGAGAGAGGUUAGAUGCAAUUAAUGCUGAAAAGGAUCAAUUUAAACUCAUGACCAUAAUACAUGGAGAUGCACAUGUCAUGCACCCGUUGAGGGACAUAGAUUCAAUCUCAUUUGUUCAGCCAUCAACUGUAAUUGGUAGAGGUAAGGACCAAAAAAAGAUCAUAAAUCUUUUGAUGCACCCAGAUGGUAACAAAAAUGUCAAUGUAAUUUCCAUAGUUGGAUUAGGAGGUUUGGGGAAAACUGCACUUGCCAAGUUGGUGUACAACGAUGAACAAGUUGUUAGGCUUUUUCAAUUGAGAAUGUGGGUUUGUGUGUCUGAAGAUUUUAGUGUUACAAGAUUGAUAAAAGAAAUCCUUAAAUCUGCAUGUGGUACAAUUGAUCCUAAUUGGAAUGUGGAUGCAUUGCAAACUAAAUUGAGAGAUGUUUUAAGGGAUACAAAAUUUCUACUUGUCUUGGAUGAUGUCUGGAAUGAUGAUCACAAUAAAUGGAUUGGAUUGAGAGAUUUGUUAAUUGGUGGUUGCAAAGGAAGUAAAAUUAUAGUGACAACACGUAGUAACUCGGUUGCCUCCGCUAUGGAAACUGAUUCCACAUAUAGUUUAGAAGGUUUAUCCCAAGAGGAUUGUUUGUCUUUGUUUGUGAAAUGUGCACUGAAGGAAGGAGAAGAAAAUCAACAUCCAAACCUCUUAAAAAUUGGAAAAGAAAUUGUGGAAAAAUGUAAAGGGGUUCCGUUGGCGGUGAGGACUUUAGGCAGCCUGCUUUACUCAAAAGUUGAUGAACAUGAGUGGGAAUUUGUAAGAGAUAACGAAAUAUGGAAAUUAAAACAAAAGGAGAGGGACAUCUUACCUGCAUUGCAAUUGAGUUACGAUCAAAUGCCAAUUCACUUGAAGAGAUGCUUUUCCUUUUGUUCUAUUUUCCCAAAAGACUACAUAUUCUAUUCAGAUACUUUGAUUCACAUGUGGAUGGCACAUGGACUAUUACUUGAAACAUCUCUUAAUAAAAAGCAAAAGUUGAAAGAUGUUGGGGACUUGUAUAUAAAUGAGUUGUUGUCAAGAUCUUUCUUCCAGGAUGUUGACAAAUUGUUGCCUUGCUUUCCCUUGUAUACCUUUAAAAUGCAUGAUUUGAUCCAUGAUCUUGCAAUCUCAGUUGCACAAGGAGAGUGUUCAGUAGUAGACUUGGGAAACAAAGACAUUUCUGGAACAAUUCGUCAUUUGUUAUUUUCAGUAGAAGACUUGAGUCAAGAAGUUCCAAAAUGCUUAGACAAGUUAACAAAGGUGCGCACUGUUAGGUUCACAGCCGAACUGCCCGUGCCCUUAGUUGAAGCAUGCAUCUUUAGAUUCAAGUACUUAAGAUUGCUUGAUUUAAGUGAAUCAUCUUUUGAGGUGUUGCCAAGUUCUAUUGGUACUUUGAAGCAUUUGAGGAAUCUCGACCUAUCUAAUAAUAAUAGAAUCAAGUUACUUCCUAAUUCCAUCGUCAAGUUGCACAAGUUGCAAACAUUAGUGCUUCUUGGAUGUAGUGAACUUGAACGGUUGCCCAAAGAUAUAAGAAACAUGAUCGGUCUCCAGCGUUUGUCUGUAACAACAAAGUAUACAUGCUUGUUGGAAAAUGGAUCCUUGAAUUCUCUUCAGUUUUUGGAUGUAAUUGGUUGUUCGAGAUUAGAAGUUUUGUUUCAUGAAAUAGACAGUCAGUGCCUCACCAACCUUCGGACAUUGAUGAUAGGUGGUUGUGAAAGUUUGACCUCUUUGUCACUCAAUAUCAAGCAUCUAACUGCAUUGGAGUUCAUACUAAUUUCUGAUUGUCCAAGCCUUAAUUUGAUGGGAGGAGGAGAAGACAAUCAAGAUCUCAAGUUGAGCCUCCAAACUUUGCUUAUUGAAGGUUCACUAAUGUUGGAGGUUUUGCCGCAAUGGCUCCAAAGAUCUGCUAAUACUUUACAAUACCUACACAUCGUAGGUUGUGAGAACAUUACGGCCUUACCUGAAUGGUUGCCAAUUCUCAAAUCACUUCACACACUUGUGAUUCAAUAUUGUCCUAAGUUGUCAUCUCUUCCGGAAGGAACACAUCAUCUCACUGCCCUAAGAAAAUUGGAGAUUAGAGGUUGUCCUAAAUUGAGUAGGAAAUGCAAACGGGAAGAUCAGUCCAAGGUCGCUCAUGUACGAGAGAUUGAACUUGAUGAUGACACAAGGAGUACUUCAACAGAAGAAGAAGAUGAUCAGCUUCCAUGCCAUGAGUUUCGCAUGCAUGCAUAA
This is a messenger RNA of Corylus avellana, 2619 nucleotides long. RefSeq names its product putative disease resistance protein RGA1. Gene Ontology annotation, molecular function: ADP binding. Lineage: Eukaryota; Viridiplantae; Streptophyta; Magnoliopsida; Fagales; Betulaceae. The record is from RefSeq and is a predicted model, not a curated record.